GCCAUGAGCCGGUUCGGGGGCCGGCUGCGCGAAUACCCUCAGCUGUCCAUCGACCGCUUCGACCACGACAACCUGCGCGCGCGCGCCUACUUCCUGUCGCACUGCCACAAGGAUCACAUGAAGGGGCUGAGGGCGCCCGCCCUGAGGAGGAGGCUGCAGAGCAGCUUGAAAGUUAAGUUAUAUUGCUCUCCAGUAACUAAGGAAUUGCUACUGACUAACUCAAAAUAUGAGUUUUGGGAGAAUCACAUAGUUGCACUGGAAGUUGAAACUCCUACUCAGAUUUCUUUAGUAGAUGAAACAACUGAUGAAAAAGAAGAUAUAGAGGUGACACUCCUGCCAGCUGGCCACUGUCCAGGAUCAGUCAUGUUUCUGUUUCAAGGUGAAAAUGGCACUGUGCUGUAUACAGGGGAUUUCAGGCUUGCAAAAGGAGAAGCAGCCAGAAUGGAGCUUUUGCAUUCAGGGACCAGAGUGAAAGACAUCCAGAGUGUUUAUUUGGACACCACUUUUUGUGAUCCUAGAUUUUAUCAUAUACCAAGCAGGGAGGAGUGUUUAAAUGGGAUCUUAGAGUUAGUGCGGAGCUGGACCUCGCUCAGUCGCUGUCAUGUUGUGUGGCUCAAUUGCAAAGCUGCUUAUGGAUAUGAAUAUUUGUUCAUAAACCUCAGUGAGGAGCUUGGAAUCAAGGUGCACGUGAAUAGGCUUGAUAUGUUCAAAAAUAUGCCAGAAAUCCUCUGCCAUAUAACUACAGACCGAUACACUCAGAUUCAUGCCUGUCGACAUCCUAAGGAUGAUGACUAUUUUCGAGGGAACAGACUGCCCUGUGGAAUCACUUGCCAAAAUGGAACUCCCUUGCAUGUAAUUAGCAUCAAACCCUCCACUAUGUGGUUUGGAGAAAGGAUCAAGAAAGCCAAUGUAAUAGUGAGGACUGGAGAGAGUACAUACAGAGCUUGUUUCUCUUUCCACUCUUCAUACAGUGAGAUUAAGGAUUUUUUGAGCUAUAUCUGUCCUGUGAAUGUGUAUCCCAACGUACUACCAGUGGGUGGGUCAGAAGACAAAGUUAUGGAAAUAUUACAGCCGUUAUGCAGAUCAUACAGGAGAAACUCAGAACCCAGGUACAAGCCCUUAGGAACACUGAAGAGAGCCUGCAAAAGAACCUUAUCUGAUACAGACGAAGAUGAGCUCUUUGAUACAGAACUAACCUCUGCAAGGCCUAAGAUUGCAAAAUAUCAGGGAGAAGGAAGUAAGCCAUCCAAAACUGCACCGUCUGAAAAUGCUGACAGAAACACAGAUGAGAGCACAGAAAGCUACAGAGCAAACACAACUUACACCUCUCUCAAGGUAGACUUCGUGGAUUGUGAGGAGUCCAAUGAUGAUGACGACGAUGAUGACAAAGAAGAUGAUUCUGAAAAAAACACAGCUCAGGUUCUUUCCCAUGAGCCAGAUGCCAGUCCCAUAGCAAGCUGCAAUGGCAUACCUGGCAAGCAGCAGGAGUCUAAUGCUGAUAUCCCUCGCUGGGAUAUGUUUUUUAAGUGUAACAAAGUAGAUGAAAGCUCUGAAAAUGAGGACAACUUCCCAUCUUCAGCAGAUGCUGGUGGGUCCCAGUCACUCUUCAGUGAUUCGGAUGGAGUGAGUGACUCAACUCACAUCUCCUCCCAAAAUUCUUCUCAGUCGACACACAUAUCAGAACAAGGCAGCCAGGGCUGGGAUAGCCAAAUGGACACUGUACUCAUUACCUCCCAAGAGAGAAAUGCUGCUGACUUCAGCUGCUUCAGCAGAUGUGGCAGCAGAACAGCUCUGCCAUCUCACGAAACCCCCAAGGACAGCCAAGCUGACGACAGCAGGUGGAAACCACUUGGCCAGAAUCCAUCCUGUGCUCCUGACGUCAUCUGUGACUUGAAAAGUGAGGACUGUGACGAAGAUGCAGAAGCUGGCACUGCUCCAGCUCAAGAUCUGCUGGUGGAAAUAAGUGACAGCUCCAGGACUCCUGAUCUAGAACUGAAGAGGGAUUCUCAGAGCUCCUCUGACUUUGAAAUUCCCUUAACUCCAGAUGCUGAAAUACCUCAACAAGAUAAACUGCACUACUUAUAUAAGAAGCUAGCAGCAGGUGAAAGCUUAAUGAGAAAAAAGUCUCCUGAAAAGAGGUAGAACUGAUUAUAUCAUGAUAAUAAUGAAAUUUGUUCUUUAAAUAUGAAACUGUUCUUUUAUUGCUGUUAUUUGCAUUUAUGCUAAUCUAUGCAAUUUUUGUACUACAAUUACAAAUAGACUUCUGCAGUCUGUAUAA
Centrocercus urophasianus (Greater sage-grouse) is the source of this 2278-nucleotide messenger RNA. It is a transcript of the gene DCLRE1C, whose product is annotated as DNA cross-link repair 1C. The record is from RefSeq and is a predicted model, not a curated record. NCBI's taxonomy places the organism in Eukaryota, Metazoa, Chordata, Aves, Galliformes, Phasianidae. The transcript is spliced from 14 exons. The coding region runs from base 4 to 2142 and encodes 712 amino acids. Gene Ontology annotation, molecular function: damaged DNA binding; 5'-3' DNA exonuclease activity. Gene Ontology annotation, biological process: interstrand cross-link repair; protection from non-homologous end joining at telomere; double-strand break repair via nonhomologous end joining.